Molecule: messenger RNA, 1379 nt
Organism: Phragmites australis (common reed)
Lineage: Eukaryota; Viridiplantae; Streptophyta; Magnoliopsida; Poales; Poaceae
Exons: 7
Coding region: 74-1084 (336 amino acids)
Source: RefSeq, a predicted model, not a curated record
ACUGCAAUUUUUGCAAUUAAGUAGUCGUCCUCCAAAAUCUCAUUCGCCGUAGCCGCCGCAGGCCGCCGCCGCCAUGUCUCCGACGCUCCUCCUGCUUCCCUCCUCCUCUGCUUGGAGGGUUCUCCACUCGCCGCCUCCGCAACAGCGCUGCUUCGCCUCUUCCUCGCGCGUCUCCAUCCCCCCGCGGCUGCGCCGCACCCACCUCGCGUGCGCCGCCGAUCCAAACGGUGCCGCCUCCUCUGGCCCUGGCCCUGGCUCUGGCUCUGCAAGCGACGCCACGGCCAAUCCAACCAACAACAACCUGCCCAAGAACCGGAGGGAUAUUCUCCUGGAAUACAUAAAAAACGUCCAGCCAGAGUUUAUGGAGCUCUUCAUAAAAAGAGCUCCAUCACAGGUUGUUGAUGCCAUGCGCCAAACGGUGACUAAUAUGAUUGGGACUUUACCACCACAAUUUUUUGCUGUAACUGUCACAACGGUUGCUGAAAAUCUUGCUCAGCUUAUGUACAGUGUCCUAAUGACUGGAUACAUGUUUAGGAACGCACAGUACCGUCUGGAAUUGCAACAGAGUUUGGAGCAGAUUGCUCUUCCUGAACCGAAAGAAGAAAAGGAUUCACCAGAUUAUGCUCCUGGAACCCAGAAAAAGGUAACUGGGGAAGUUAUCCGAUGGAACAAGGCCACUGGACCUGAAAAAAUGGAUGCUGUAAAAUAUAUAGAAUUGCUUGAAACAGAAAUCGAUGAGCUGAGCCGUCAAGUUGCUAGGAAAUCAUCUCAAGGAAGUAAUGAACUCUUGGAGUAUCUGAAGACUCUGGAGCCUCAAAAUUUAAAGGAACUCACGAAUACAGCUGGGGAAGAUGUUGUUUUUGCUAUGAAUGCAUUCAUAAAGCGUCUCUUGGCUGUCUCUGAUCCGGCACAGAUGAAGACAACAGUCUCGGAGACAAGCGCGAAUCAGCUAGCCAACUUGCUGUUCUGGUUGAUGAUCGUUGGGUACAGCAUCCGCAAUAUUGAGGUGCGGUUCGACAUGGAGAGGGUGCUGGGUGCUCCUCCCCCAAAGGUAGCGGAGCUACCACCUGGAGAGAACAUAUAGGCUCUGAAGAGAAGAGAAGAGAAGAGAAGAGAGGAUUGUUAAUUGUAGAUGGAGAAGCACGCCACGGCAAUUUCCUUUCCUUUGAAAAGUUGAGGAGCAUGAUUAGUGAGUGUAUGGACGAUCGGUGGUGGUUCAUUGUUUUUUAUUGAUGGCAGGCAUCGAUUAGAACUUGUAGCAUCUGUAAUUUUGUAUUGUAUACACCCCCAAAUUAAGACACAAGUUGGUUGGGGGCAAAGCAUACACAGAUAGAUGAUCUGUAACCUCUUUGGUCACAAAUACUUGACGUUUUGGUAGC